AUGAAGACUACAAUCCCGUCUGAUGUUUGGGAAACCAAGCGGUCUCAAAUAUCAAACCUAUACACAGAAGAGGAAUGGCCCCUCAAGCAGGUCAUGAAGAAGAUCCGUACUGAAGACUUCAAUCCGACUGAGACCCAACUGCGAAGCAGACUCAAGAAAUGGGGAGUCACCAAGCCCUCAAGGCAGAGACGGAAGAGGCCUGCAAGCCGCCCUACUGAUCGCGGAGGAUCAUUAUUGUCACCAACACAAGCAAUGGAACUGCGCAACCACGUCAACGACAACUAUCCUCCUCAAUUCAUUGGAUACCCUCCUCCCGCUGGGCAACCAGUUCACCCUGAAGCCUGGGAUUCUCGAGUACGCUGGAUAAUAGCGCCUUCGCAUGAUCGUGGGCAUCAGCUCAAAGUCGCGCCAUGCUGUGAUGACCGCCGCGCGAGCGCUUCCUCAAAUGCUUCUCUGAUUGAAGGCCCUUGUCAGUCCCCAAUCGGCUAUUCUGAUCAUCAUCACCAUCAUCAUCAUCAUACACACACCAUGAAUCGCCACUAUCCGAAUGCAAACCCUACUCAUGGCUCUUCCUCUAGCAUUGAAAGUUGCUCAGCACUAGCUUUCACUGGGAUCAAUCCCAACCUUACCACUUCCUCGGGCGACAUCACACCCCCAAGCGAUGCUGCAUCGAGUGGCCUUCCGGCCGGCUGGCAAUCACCCGAUAGCGCUCAUCAUGCAGUUCGCACCCCAAGAUCUACCCUCCCAUCUCCUGCUAUCCAGCCCACUAGCCCAUGGAGUUAUCCUACCCCUGAGAUGUGCCAGCGAUGCUCACCCACCAUCUACCCUCUCGAUGAUCCCACCGUGGAGCAACAAGUUAACUAUGUGAAAGAGUAUCUGGACAACGAGGACAGCCUCUCAUACCCAUCUGUCUUGGACCUUCCUUUGAACGAUGGCGAAAUUCUAGACUCAUACUCAAUGAAGCCCUGGAAACGGCCCUCGUCCAGUGGAGAAGGCUCAGUUCGAUUUUCAGGUGCAGGAGAUUCUUCUCCCUCCCAAGAAUGUCAAAACAUAGAAUCCCAAACUCCAGCACCCUCAGCGGCAUGCACCACUGUCGUAACACCGCCUUCUACCUUGGAUGUAACCAGCGGGUAUCCAAAAAUAGAGUCUCCAGGGCCUCUAGACAUUUCUGGUAUAGGGAACCCACUGACUCUAUGGGACUCGCAUCCCAUCAAUCAUACCCGCCCGAUGCCAUGA
Messenger RNA from Trichophyton verrucosum HKI 0517, 1236 nucleotides. RefSeq lists its product as uncharacterized. The coding region runs from base 1 to 1236 and encodes 411 amino acids. The transcript is spliced from 2 exons. The record is from RefSeq and is a predicted model, not a curated record. NCBI's taxonomy places the organism in Eukaryota, Fungi, Ascomycota, Eurotiomycetes, Onygenales, Arthrodermataceae.